Messenger RNA from Zingiber officinale, 2076 nucleotides. Its product is annotated as soluble inorganic pyrophosphatase-like. The coding region runs from base 1119 to 1742 and encodes 207 amino acids. The record is from RefSeq and is a predicted model, not a curated record. Lineage: Eukaryota; Viridiplantae; Streptophyta; Magnoliopsida; Zingiberales; Zingiberaceae. The transcript has 11 exons. Gene Ontology annotation, molecular function: magnesium ion binding; DNA-binding transcription factor activity; inorganic diphosphate phosphatase activity. Gene Ontology annotation, biological process: phosphate-containing compound metabolic process; positive regulation of DNA-templated transcription. Gene Ontology annotation, cellular component: cytoplasm; nucleus.
AACCGCCACCCCACCCCCUCUCUCUCUCUCUCUACUCUACUCUACUCUACUCUCUCUCUCUCACCCCUAAUCGCCGGCGGCCCCUGGAGAUCCAAUCCGCUCGGGGAUGGCAUCGAGGGUCAUGGCGUCGUCUUCCGCCGCCAACUCCAGUCUCACGCGCCAGACCUCCGUCUGCUCUCUUCCGGUCGUCGAUCUCCAGGGAUCCGUAAUCGGAGGCGGGGAAGUCACCAAGGGCCUCGGCUCCAUGGGCAUGGAGGAGCUCUUCCGCAGCUUAUGCGCCGAGAACGCCGCCGCCCUGGAGGCGGAUGUGGGAGCCUCGGUGUCGCGACAGGGUAGCUUGGCGGCGCUCAAGAGCGUCGGCGGAAAGACGGUGGAGGAGGUAUGGAGGAAUAUCACCGCCAGCGGAAUGGUCGAUGGCCGCGGGGUAUCCAGGGCGGAGAUGACGUUGGAGGACUUCUUGGCGCGGGCCGGGGCCGUGGCGGAGGAGGACGUCGGGGUCCCGUUCGGUUCCAUCCAAGCGGACUGUGGGACGAAUCCGGUGAUGGGGGAAACUAUUUUUCCGCCGCCGCAAUUGCCUGCGGAUGAUUUGGUUGUCGGAUUUGUCAACGGAGCAGAGGGUGCUGCAAGUAGAAACCGAAGGAGGAAGAGGCCAUUGUUGGAUCCAGUGGACAGGGUUGCUAUGCAGCGGCAGAAGAGAAUGAUAAAGAAUAGGGAGUCUGCUGCAAGAUCAAGGGAGAGAAAACAGGCAUAUAUUGUCGAGCUUGAAUCUUUAGCAGCUAAACUGGAGGAGGAAAACGCACAGCUAUUAAGAUCUCGGGUAAUACCUUUCCAGAAAUUUUUGUCAAGGAUAAACAAGAAACUCAUUUCAUAGAUCUUUCUUUCUCAAUUGUGUUUCAAUUAAGUGAUUGUGAUCCAUCAAGAUAUUGAAUACUGAGUCAGCUAUCAAUUGCAGGAGCUGCAGCAAAGAAUGAGAAUUAAGCAGCUUCUGGAAAAUCCAGUACCAGUAACUCAGAAGAAAAGAGCACAUCGACCUCUCAGAAGAACACGCUCCUUGGAGUGGUAGCGAGGAGCGACCAUUUGUUCCCUGAGAUCUUUCUCGGUGCCUCGACUAUAGAAAUAUGAGUGAGGGACAGGAGAAUCUUGCAGCUCCAAAGUUGAACAAAAGGAUUUUAUCAUCAUUGUCCAAGAGAUCAGUGGCUGCACAUCCUUGGCAUGAUCUUGAAAUAGGUUCUGAGGCCCCUGCUGUCUUCAAUGUUGUUGUGGAGAUAACAAAAGGAAGUAAAGUGAAAUAUGAACUCGAUAAGAAGACGGGACUAAUUAAGGUUGAUCGUGUCUUGUACUCAUCAGUGGUCUACCCUCAUAACUAUGGUUUCAUUCCUCGUACACUUUGUGAAGACAGUGACCCAAUGGAUGUUUUGGUCCUCAUGCAGGAACCAGUUCUUCCUGGAAGUUUUUUACAAGCCAAAGCCAUUGGUCUUAUGCCCAUGAUUGAUCAGGGGGAGAAAGAUGAUAAAAUCAUUGCAGUUUGUGCUGACGAUCCCGAGUUCCGUCACUUAAAUGACCUUAGUGAGCUAUCUACUCAUCGCCUUGCAGAGAUUAGGCGCUUCUUUGAAGACUACAAGAAGAAUGAGAACAAAGAGGUAGCAGUCAAUGAUUUCUUGUCUGCAAACACUGCUCGAGAAGCCAUCCAAUACUCGAUGGAUCUUUAUGCUCAAUAUUUACUUCAGAUCUUGAGGCAGUAGACUCUCGCCACUGAAAGAAAUAAUUGCCAUACAGAUGAAUCAAAGGCAGAGAUUAUGUUACAGAUAAUAAGCAGUUAAGUUCUUGUUGUUCAAGCAAACUUCAACCGAGGAUUGCUCUUAAUUUUUACUUGUAUUUCGUUGAUCCUUAAUAAUGUGUUAUUAUUGUCGUCUAAGUUUCCGGCUCUGGUCUUCUUUAUUUUCAGUCAAUCUUCAUGCCCUUCUCAUUUCAGCUUUUAAUUAGCAUUUUUCAUUGGAAUAGUUUUGUAUAAAGAUAUAAGAUCAUGUAAUCUAUAACAAUGUAAAUAUAGCUGGAUGAUGAUUUAACCUUCCUUGA